AAAAUGUAGUUUGGGCUGUGUUAUUGCCAACAUAGUGUUGAGAUAAGAAACUCAGAUUUCAAGAUUGUGUUUUUCCUCAUUCUUUUGAGAGAGGCGUUUGGCCAAUUUCCAUCCACAGGGCAUCUUGCCCACAUAGUAUAAAACCCUGCUGGUUGCUUUGUGGUUCUUGUCACAAAGUCACAAUCACUGGGCCUAUUCAAGAUGUGUCUGUUCAUCAAUAUCUUAUUCGCCUCUGCACUGUUCUAUCAAGUUUCUGCUCAGUUGCAGUGCCAGGCAUGCACUGGUAUUUGCAGUAACCCAAUAACCCAAACAUGCAACACUGGAGAAGUGUGCUUUUCAUCAACCAGCCGAGUAACCACCGACUCAAAUGCAAUUGAGUUCCCCUUCAGAGGUUGCAUUCAACCGGCUGCAUGUAAUGAUCUAAAUGCCUUGAACUCGACACAGACCUUUUCAUUUGGCACGGGAUUCUCCCGCAUCACCGCUUCUGCUACCUGUUGCGAUACAAAUGGGUGCAAUUCUAAUCCAUUAGCAGCUCCUACUGAUACAACAGAGACUGACCUAUCCUGCUUUACCUGCAAUAGCACGACUGAUCAAGUCUGUCUCUCUAGUGUCACUUGUGUGGGAAUAGAAGAUCGAUGCUUUAAUGGCACCGUGGAUUUUCCAACUGGCGGGUCAAUCACAAACACCAUUUUGGGUCGUGGAUGUGCAUCCAGGAAUGUGUGUCCUACUCUGCAGAGCCUUGGCAGCUUUGGUAACUUCUCUUGCUGUGAGAAUUGCCUGUGUAACGAAGCUUUGGAUCUUAAACUGAACCUCCGUUUUCUGAUCAUCUUGAGUGUAGUUGGAAUAUUCAUGCACUAGAUUGUAGUCUGUGUCUUGACAUUAACAAUUCAGAUAAAAGUGUGACUAUUGCUAACCAAAGCACAACAGUGAUGCACUAAUGAAAAUACAGAUUCUUACUACUAUUAAGAACUUACAGGUGAUGGGAUAAUGAUGAAAUUAUAUUUACUUUUUUAAUCUCAAUGGGACCUAAAUACACGUAAAACAAUACAAAUAAAUAAACAUAUUGUUUACCCAAUCAUACAUUAUUUCUUUCUGAUGGAGGAGUAUGUUUACUUCUUUAUGGUUGUUAAUGCAGUAACACAGUUAACUGAGGCCAUGACAUUAGCCUAGCCCGCCCACCCACCUCAAUCUUCUUUCAGGGAGAUCAAGUUUGGUCGUACAUUGGUCGUAGUGUAAGUAUUAUCCAAUUGCGUGCAAUGAUAUAGGCCUAUUCAAAUGCAUGCUUGGUGUUGGAGUUGGGCCAUUUUCAUUAUUUAUAGCCAGGGGAUAGGCUAGUACUGACCAAAUUAAUUUGAUUGACCUAAUCUUAAUGUGUACAUCCGUUGCACAUAAAUGAAGUGUCUAGAAUAAAGCAUUUUUCUUUCAGUGUACACAAUUGAUUCAUGCUGUGAUUAUCCAAUUUGAUGUAAUUCCAAUGAAAUUGCUUAAAAUAAGUUUACAUUAAAUAUUAAUUCAUGUGAUUUCAA
Molecule: messenger RNA, 1526 nt
Organism: Sardina pilchardus (European sardine)
Lineage: Eukaryota; Metazoa; Chordata; Actinopteri; Clupeiformes; Clupeidae
Product: phospholipase A2 inhibitor and Ly6/PLAUR domain-containing protein-like
Exons: 5
Coding region: 202-858 (218 amino acids)
Source: RefSeq, a predicted model, not a curated record